AUGGACAACAACAGCAUUGGACCAAUUGCAUCCUCGCAGCACUACUUGGACUUCACAUUGCUGUUCGAAGAUGCCAUCCUCAUCGCGCUGCCCGCUGCAGUUUUCYUGUGCAUCUUUCCCCCGCGUCUCUACUGGCUUCUACAACAACCACGCAAGGUCGUUGCCGGUCGUGAUGCAGUCGACAGCAAAAAUACUGGCCAUAUCCGCUAUCGCAGCAAGCUCAUAGUUUUAUGCGUGUUUACGGCAUUGCAGGCCACGAUUCUUGCUCUGUUAAUGGCAUCUCGCCAUGUUCCCACGACUAGGGCAUCCGCAGCUGCAGCCAUAUUGUCGCUCGUUGGCGCAGUGGCUCUAUGCCUAUUAUCCUGCGUAGAGCACACCCACUCGGUGCGGCCGUCUCCCGUCAUUGAUACCUACCUCCUCCUGUCUCUCAUGGUGGACAUCAUCCGGGUCCGCACAGUAUGGAUGCGAAGAGGCUUUCCGUCCUCUCUAGCCAUUGUAUAUUCGAUUUCCAUAACUGCGAGGCUGGUCUUGUUGCUCCUCGAAGCCUGCGAGAAAAGGAGCAUUCUACUCGAUCGCUACCGGGCAUGGUCGCCCGAAACAACGAGCGGUGUCUACGGACGACGCCUGUUCUGCUGGCUAAACCCGCUACUCCAAGGCGGAUCUCGGAAAAUAUUGGGAAUGGCAGACAUGUUACCCCUUGAUGCCAGCAUGGGGACUGAUACUUCAUACCUAUCGCUGGAACAGGUGUGGGCCACGAAAAGCGAGAGCGACAAGGCCAAGCCGCACGCAUUGCUCUUCACUCUUCUCUGGCAUCUCCGAUGGUCCCUGGCCCAAGCCAUGAUUCCUCGACUAUGCGUGACUUUCUUCCAGUACAUGCAACCCUUCUUGAUUACUGCCGUCAUUGCAUAUCUGCAGAAAGGCUCCGCUUCGGACAAGUCUCCAGGCUGGGCCCUGACCGCUGCAUAUGGCAUCGACUACGUGGGUUUGGCCGUUGUCAACAGCUUUUGGAUGCACAUGGCAUAUCGGACCGUCAUCCUGGCUCGAGGUGGGCUCGUUUCCAUGAUUUACUCGCAUACGCUUGAUCUGGAGGUUAAGUCCCUUGACGACUCGGCGGCAAUCACUCUCAUGAGCGCCGACAUGGAAAGAAUUGGGGUUGCAUUCACGUAUAUUCAUGGUCUAUGGGCAAGUCCUGUCGAUAUGUUUGUUGGGCUGUACCUUCUCGAGAGACGCAUCGGAGUGGCUUGUAUAGGGCCUGCAUUACUAUCGGUGACAUUCGGGUCCAUUGUGCUUUUUGUAGCCAUGCGAUUCGCACUGCAGGCUCAAAGGGUCUGGGUCAGGUGCAUUCAAACGAGAAUUCAUGCUACAGCAAGAAUCUUGGGCGCGAUGAAAGUUGUCAAGAUGCUGGGCCUCACCACCAUGGUCACUAGGCUUCUACAAGGACUAAGGGAAGAGGAGACGAGGAUGGCACUGCGUUUCCGUCGUAUAUCAGUCAUGAGACUAUCGCUAGGAAAGGGGUCCGAGAUCCUGGCUCCUGGAAUUGCUUUCGCGGCAUACACGGCAGUCUGUGCCGCCACUGGACAAACGCUGGACGUUGCAAAGGCAUACUCUUCUUUGAACAUUGUCAGUAUAAUGACUGUUCAGCUUGGAGAGACAAUACAGAACCUGCCAACGAUCUUCUCGGCCAUUGGAUGCAUGGACAGAAUCCAGGACUUCCUCAAUCUACCAGGUAAAGAUGUCGCACAUUUCCACAAAGGGCGGCCUGCUUUUGCGGUAUCGACCGUGGACGACUUCGGAGAGACGAACAAAUUGCAUGGUGAUGUUGCGCUAAAAUCACUUCCYCGCAGGAUUGGGAAAUCAGAAGCUGCUUCAGCUCCCAUGCUGCGGGUUGAAAGCGCCAGCUUCACCUGGACGGGGGAAAGCAACAUUCUGAGCGACCUAAGCUUUUCAGUAGAACAAGGCAGUUUUGUCUCCAUCGUCGGACCGGUGGGUAGUGGCAAGUCCACCUUGCUGAAAGGAUUAAUGGGCGAGGUGAGACUCGUGAAGGGUGUCGUUCAUAAUGAUAAUCUGACAGCUGGCUUUGUUGCCCAAUCCUCCUGGCUUCAAAAUGGAACGAUACAAAGUAACAUUAUCGGGAUGUCCCCAUUCGUUCUGGACUGGUAUGCCGUGGUAAUCCAUGCGUGUUGCUUGAACGAAGAUAUUGCCCUAUUACCCAAUGGUAGCAAUACAAAAGUUGGAUCUGGAGGGAUCAAACUGUCGGGUGGACAGAAACAACGAGUUGCUCUCGCUCGUGCUGUGUACUCCAAACAUAGUCUGCUUUUGCUGGAUGACUGCUUUAGUGGCCUGGAUGCAACGACCGAAGAGCGUAUCUUCAUUCGACUUUUGGGGAARGAAGGUUUACUGCGUGAGCUUGGCUCGACUGUUCUUCUGGUGACGCAUGCGGCACACAGACUGUCGGGAGCAGACAAUAUCAUCGUGCUUGAUGACUCGGGACGUCUUGCCGAGCAAGGCUCUUUCGAUUUCCUAGCCCAACAUGGCUCUUAUCUUCCAGGGCUGACGGCUGAUCUUGAGGGCUCAGGGGCUGAGGAGGCUCCUCUUCCAUACGACCGUAUCGCUCAGGCUGKCCCAAGCAAACCCAUAGUCUUCUCGAAGRGUGAUAUGGUGGAGUAUGAUGAAGAUACUGAUGCUGCCAGAGCCUUAAAGGACCCCAAACGCUCCGCUGGUGACUGGUCCACGUACGCAAAUUAUUUCAAAUCUUGUGGAUGGGAAAACGUUGCCGGCGUGGUACUCGGACUAGCUGGGUUCGCCGUCUUUAUGAAGAUACCCGACGUGUGGAUUACGUUCUGGACCCGAGCCAUCCAGGCCAAGGGAAACAGCGUCAAUGGCUACUAUCUUGGCAUACUGCUCAUGUUUGAGUUCAUCUCUCUUUUCUGCUUGAUAUGCACUGGUUGCCUGGUAUUCCUGAGAAUGACACCAUCAGCAUCUUUACGCCAGCAUCGAAAGGUGCUCGACACCGUCAUGGCAGCACCUCUGGUCUUCUUCAGCAUCGCUGACACGGGAGAAACUCUAAAUCGCUUCAGCCAAGACAUGAACUUGAUCGAUAUCGAACUCCCGCCUGCAUCGCUAGAGUUGUUGGCGCAGGUGUUUCUUAGCACAGUUCAAGCUAUACUUGUCUGUCUCUCCGCUGGAUACUUCGCCGCAAGUAUUCCGUUUGUGUUGGUGAUAAUAUACUACUUACAAAAGUUCUAUUUACGAACAUCGCGACAGCUCCGAUUGCUCGAGAUUGAGGCCAAAUCACCACUGUUCACCAACUUUGUUGAGACACUGGAAGGCCUUGUCACCAUUCGUAUCUUUGGCUGGGAGAACAAGCUGAGGCAACACAACGCCAAUCUGCUGGAAGAAUCUCAAAAGCCCUUCUACCUACUAAACAGCGUGCAGCGAUGGUUAUCCCUUGUCUUGGACAUGACCAUCGCCGGACUUACUAUCCUUCUUUUGAUACUUUUUGUCUCCCUUCCUCCUGGAACCAUCACCCCGGGAUUGGCCGGGGUCGCAUUGGUGAACCUGAACGGAUUCAGCUCGUCUCUCACCUUGCUAAUCAAGGCAUGGACCAUGCUAGAGACCUCAAUGGGCGCGAUUGCCCGCGUGCAGUCUUUCACCACACAGACGGUAUCGGAGCACCAGUUCCACGAAACGCAGCCUUUACCAGCGGAAUGGCCUCCGCACGGUGGUAUUCAUUUCCGCAGCCUUACUGCAUCCUACCAACCAGACAAGCCUAUUCUCAGAGAUUUGGAUUUAAAAAUCCUUCCUGGCCAAAAGAUUGCCAUUUGCGGCCCCAGCGGUAGUGGCAAGAGCACCAUCAUCUCAACACUAUUUCGUUUGCUGGACAUCAGUCAUGGACAAAUCUUAAUCGAUGACACCGAUAUCACAAGUGUUAGUCGCGAGCAGCUUCGGACUCUUCUAAACGCUAUACCACAGGAAUCGUUUCUGUUCCCAGGCACCAUUCGAGAAAACCUAGAUCCGCUUGGCAGAUGCACAGAUGCAGAUCGUGUUACAGCAUUGCAAAAGGUCGGGCUUUGGUCGAUUGUCGAAAAGAAGGCUGGGCUGGACACGGUCGCCGACUCUGAACUGUUUUCCCACGGCCAAUGGCAACUUUUCGGCCUUGCCAGAGCGAUUUUGCAUCCCAGCAGAAUAGUUGUGCUAGAUGAGGUGACUGCAAGUGUUGAUCAGAACACUGAAGAGGUGAUGCAGCGGAUUAUCAGAAAGGAAUUCGCAGAUCGAACCAUCGUUGCUGUGGCGCAUCGACUAGAUACGGUCAUGGACUUUGAUAAGAUCGCAAUGAUGGUGGCAGGAAAGCUUGUGGAAUUCGCUUCACCGGAAGAAUUAAUGUCCAAGGAUACCGCAUUCAGGGCAAUGUAUGAGAGUCGGCGCUGA
Molecule: messenger RNA, 4428 nt
Organism: Ramularia collo-cygni
Lineage: Eukaryota; Fungi; Ascomycota; Dothideomycetes; Mycosphaerellales; Mycosphaerellaceae
Product: related to ABC multidrug transporter
Exons: 2
Coding region: 1-4428 (1475 amino acids)
Biological process (GO): transmembrane transport
Cellular component (GO): membrane
Molecular function (GO): ATP binding; ABC-type transporter activity; ATP hydrolysis activity
Source: RefSeq, a predicted model, not a curated record